AUGGCCCUUUGCUGCUGUCCACCUUGCUGUCAGCCAUGCUGCUGCAAGACCACCUGCUGCAGUACCACCUGCUGCCAACCCUGCUGCUAUGAAUCCUGCUGCCCUGAGUCCACCUGCUGUCAGCCUUGCUGUUCCCCAAGUUGCUGCAGUAUACCAUGUUGCCAACCCUGCUGUUGUGUGCCCACCUCCUGCCAGCCCUGCUGUUGUGUGCCCACCUGCUGUAAGACUACCUGUGGCAAGCCAACCUGUGUGAACAUCUGCUGCAGCACACCCUGUUGCCAGCCCUGCUGCUGUGUGCCCACCUGCUGCCAGCCCUGCUGCUGCGUGCCCACCUGCUGCCAGCCUUGCUGCUGCAUAUCCACCUGCUGUGAAAGCACCUGCUGUGAUACCACCUGCUGCAAGGACACCUGUUGCAAACCAACAUGUGUGGUUGUCUACUGCAUCACACCCUGCUGCCAACCCUGCUGCUGCUGA
Messenger RNA from Myodes glareolus (Bank vole), 474 nucleotides. The record is from RefSeq and is a predicted model, not a curated record. NCBI's taxonomy places the organism in Eukaryota, Metazoa, Chordata, Mammalia, Rodentia, Cricetidae.